Molecule: messenger RNA, 150 nt
Organism: Racocetra persica
Lineage: Eukaryota; Fungi; Glomeromycota; Glomeromycetes; Diversisporales; Gigasporaceae
Source: the annotation of a GenBank genome assembly
CUGAAAGCGUUUUGCGAGAUCGGAUAUAAAAAUCCAUCGUUCUUAAAAUGUUAUGGAUUAUCAAGAGACGAUUCAGGAAAAUAUGUUCUUGUUUUGGAAUAUGCAGAAAUGGGAUCUUUGCGCAAUUAUCUUCAAAAGUAUCGCAAAUGA